Messenger RNA from Lottia gigantea (owl limpet), 642 nucleotides. RefSeq lists its product as hypothetical. The coding region runs from base 1 to 642 and encodes 213 amino acids. The transcript is spliced from 2 exons. The record is from RefSeq and is a predicted model, not a curated record. Lineage: Eukaryota; Metazoa; Mollusca; Gastropoda; Lottiidae.
AUGGACAAAAUUUGUAAUGUAUUAAAGGAAUAUACAGAACUUGAAAGUAAUAACAUAAUUGAUUUAUUCAAAGAAUACAGCGCAAGCACAAAAGACAAAACGGAGAAUCAUUCGAGACUUAAAAAAAUAGAAUGUACUAAACUAAUGGCAUUUGAUGCUAACGGUUUAUACGCUUCCGCCAUGUCGGAUUUAGACAGUGAAUAUCCGAGAGCGGAAAGUGGAAGACCGUUUCUACCAGAAGAAGAAACAGAAUUUGUAAAACUCUUCAAUAAACAAAAAUUCAGACCUAGAACAGCUAUUUUAACAGUGUGGUUUGACUAUCCCAAAAACAUGUUCUUCCAACCGAUACCAGCUAAAGAUAAAAUCACUUUCACGAAUAAAGAAGCAAGCGGACAUGAUGUGUCGAACGAAUUUAAUAAACCAUGGGAAAAAAGUUUCACCAAUGGAGUAGUUAUUCCAAAUGAUAAACAAACUAAAGUUUUUAGAAGUUAUUUGAAUAAUGUUAAAAGAAAACCACCAAACAGUGAAGGAAUUAUGUAUCCUUACAACGACAAGGAUGAGUAUAGUUUUGAUGAAAACUAUGAAUUUGAUGAUUUCGAUUAUCUUACUAUUCAAGAAGAGAAUGAAGAUUGUUUUAAAUGA